AACGUUGUCAGUUGCUGUGCGCAGCAUUGUUCAGCUGCCCAAGAUGACUUCAAAUUCCAGAUGUCCGCACUGCAAGAAUGUCUCCUGGAGAACGAUUUGCUCAUUGACCUUUAUUCCAAAUAUAAUUGCGAGGGCAACUGGAUCGAGCGCCACUGGGCCGAUGACAAGCGCGACGUAAGAGCAAAUUCAUCGACUUCUAAUUGCUCUGGAGAAGGCAUCUCCGGCCAACCAACCUCCACUUUCAUUCGACGAUACUUCAAGCGUUGUAAACGCUACAUUGAGGCAUACAACCUCGGAAUGGAUGGAUGGGCAGCUGAUGAAGAAGUUAAAAAGUUCACCCAUCGCACCUAUACCUCCCGCCGCCGUCUG
Radiomyces spectabilis is the source of this 369-nucleotide messenger RNA. RefSeq lists its product as uncharacterized. The transcript is spliced from 2 exons. The annotation marks the transcript as partial. The record is from RefSeq and is a predicted model, not a curated record. NCBI's taxonomy places the organism in Eukaryota, Fungi, Mucoromycota, Mucoromycetes, Mucorales, Radiomycetaceae.